Oncorhynchus gorbuscha (pink salmon) is the source of this 2311-nucleotide messenger RNA. It is a transcript of the gene pdp2, whose product is annotated as putative pyruvate dehydrogenase phosphatase isoenzyme 2. Gene Ontology annotation, molecular function: cation binding; protein serine/threonine phosphatase activity. Gene Ontology annotation, biological process: protein dephosphorylation. The record is from RefSeq and is a predicted model, not a curated record. NCBI's taxonomy places the organism in Eukaryota, Metazoa, Chordata, Actinopteri, Salmoniformes, Salmonidae. The transcript is spliced from 10 exons. Bases 328 to 1878 code for a protein of 516 amino acids.
ACAGGCAAGCUGUAGCUUACCUGUCUUGUUCUUUUGGGCAGCUGGCACACACCGCAGCAGUCGAUCUGAGAAUGGUUUGAUUUACACUUCUUCACUCGUUAGAUACCUGAUUCAUUAUUAUACGUCCGAUAAAUAUCGCUAUCUAAGUAUCGCUUGCAAGCAUCCGGUGGACAACUUCGCUAGCUAUUCUGCGUACAUCAGUGGUGGCUAGCUAACACCGGCAGUCUGUUUGGUCGUAUUCAUCUAAGCACACCGUAGCAUUAACUGUUAAAGUUAACCUAAACUGUGUCUGAGGCACAGCAGAGCCUCUCAUCUUCAAGCCUUCUGAUGUCUAGUCAUGUGUGUGGCCGCAUCCUUCUGCGAGCUACAAGCAGCCCCCUCUCUCCCCAGUGGCCCAGUCUGACCCAGCGAGCCUGCCUCUCCUCCUGGGGCUGCUCUGUGUCUGGUGCUAGGUGUAGGUCUGGGGCCACCAUGCGCUUCCUCUCCACCCGUCAGGACCUGGACUUUCAGCUGAGCCGUGUCCAGAUCAGCAGCAUCCUGCGAGCCAACGAGCAGGCAGUGAGCAUCCCUGAGUUUGAUGGCCGGGGUCUCAGUGCUGUGAGGAAGUUUGAAAGCAACCAGCUGGCAGCUAACACCCCCAACGAGGACCGCCGCAGCGCAGCCACCUGCCUACAAACUAAGGGCAUGCUGUUCGGGGUAUUUGAUGGUCAUGGUGGCUGGGCGUGUGCCCAGGCGGUCAGUGAGCGUCUGCUGUACUAUGUGGCAGUGGCCAUGAUGUCCCAGAGAGGACUUGAGGAGCUGGAACACUGCAUGGAGCAGAGCAGGCCUGUCCCUCCCAUCCUACAGUGGUACAAAAACCACGGAGACUACAACUACAGAGAGUCAGCCUCGCUCUACGUAGAACACCUCCGGGUCUUCUGGCAGGAGCUUCUGGACAGCGAGGAGCACGGCGACGGAAUGAGUCUGCCUGAUGCUCUGUAUUAUGCCUUUAAGCGUCUGGACACAGACAUCUCUCUGGAGGCCCAGGUCCCACACUCUAGCGAUCUGAUAAGGAGUACUGCCAUACAGGUGGCGUUUGCUGGCUCCACAGCCUGUGUUGCCCACGUGGGCACUGAGGGGAUCCAUGUGGCGAAUGCAGGUGACUGCCGUGCAGUGCUGGGGGUGCAGGAGGAGGACGGGUCGUGGAGCGCCUUACCCCUGUCCCAGGACCACAACGCACAAAACGAGGCUGAGCUGGAGAGGCUCCGAGCCCAGCACCCCCCCUCGGAGAAGGACACUGUGAUCACUGACAACAGGCUGCUGGGGAUCCUGAUGCCUCUGCGUUCGUUUGGAGACGUAAGGUUCAAGUGGAGCCUUGAGCUGCAGCAGAGUGUUCUAGAAAGCCUGGAGUCUGGAAUAGAACUGGACUUCCUUAACCUCUACCAGUACACGCCGCCCAACUACCUGAGCCCGCCCUACCUGGACGUGGCGCCGCAGCUGACCUAUCACAGCCUCCGACCGCAGGACCGCUUCCUGAUCCUGGGCUCUGACGGGCUGUGGGACGAGAUGAGCUCUGAGGAGGCGGUUCGGCUGGUGGGCGAACACCUGAGUGGGAUUCAUCUACAGGCUCCAGUCUCCCCCACUGAGAGACAGUUGAACCUGGGCCAGAUGCAAGAGCUGCUGUGGAAACGCCGUGCCCUUGCCAUGCCCACCCUGGACCCCAAUGCUGCCACACACCUCAUCAGACAUGCCCUGGGCACCGGGCAGUAUGGAGAGCUCUGCCAGGAGAAACUGGCAUCUAUGUUGGCUCUGCCUGAGGACCUAGCACGCAUGUACAGAGAUGAUAUCACAGCUACUGUGGUUUAUCUGAACUCUGAUCUGGUCAGACAACACAGGUAAUGCAGAUGGGGACAUACACGAACAUAACAUUUUUACAAUAAAGAUGGUAUACUUCAACUCAUGCCUGGUCACAUAACACACACACACAUUUCUUGACAGUUGUUUACUUUACCCUACGGUGAAAACAUUUGCUGCGUACCUAGGCCUAAGGCUCAAAUACAGCUCGCAGAGAACUGAGUGGCAUUGUAUUAGUGUUUUUCAGAUGGUUAAAUAAACUCAGCAAAAAAAAAUACGUCUUCACUGUCAACUGCGUUUAUUUUCAGCAAAGUUAACGUGUCAAUAUUUGUACGAACAUAAGAUUCACCACCUGAGACAUAAACUGAACAAGUGACUAACAGAAAUGGAAUAAUGGGUCACUGAACAAAGGGGGGUCAAAAUCAAAAGUAACAGUCAGCACCUGGUGUGGCCACCAGCUGCAUUAAGUACUGCAGUG